Archocentrus centrarchus (flier cichlid) is the source of this 1256-nucleotide messenger RNA. RefSeq lists its product as uncharacterized. Bases 288 to 962 code for a protein of 224 amino acids. The record is from RefSeq and is a predicted model, not a curated record. The transcript has 4 exons. Lineage: Eukaryota; Metazoa; Chordata; Actinopteri; Cichliformes; Cichlidae.
CAGUUACUGGUUGCAGUGGAUGGAAAGUAAGCCUAAAAUACAAACUUGGCAACUAUAGAACAAAACUGAGGAAUGUUGGCUGCGUGGAGGUCACUGUGAAUUCACUCAAACAGAAACCGACAGGAAAGUCUAGCCCAGCAUUUGGUGUAAAGAAACCACGAAAAGCGGAAGUGAACUACUGUCCCUCCUUUCCAAGUGGUGAAACAGCUGAGAGUCUUGAGAGAGUAAGAGCGGCCCUUCUUUCAGAAGUUAAAAGGAAGGACAAUGACCAGACAUUGAAAGCGCUAAUGGAUAAGACCUUUGCAUUGAGAAGGCAUGAGGUUAUCCAGGAAUCACCUGUGAUAGCAGACUUCAAAACAAAAUGGCCUGCUCUUUUUAGGACAAAAGAGGUCAGCACAGAGUUUGAGCGGAUUACAACAGACCCUCUGCUUUCACGGUUCUUUUCGAAGCUGGACCUGCAUGCUGCAAAACUUCUGAAAGUGUUCACCAAAAGAGGAGGAGUCCAAGGACGAAAGAUUAUGCAACUUGUGACUGCCACGACACAGAGUGACAACGUCGAAAUGAAAAGAGAAUCAGUCCUCAGAGCUCUGUGUCUGUACUUGAAUGAAGAUCCGGAUGAUCUUAUUCAUGAAUACAUGGUUUCUGAUGUGGCUGCAAAUCGACAGGAAAUUGAGGAGACUGUCUUGGGAAUCUAUGCAACCAGAGCUCAGGGGGCUGAAGCUAUGACCCUUCCUGUGGAUGUUGGAGUGGUAAUUGAAGGUGUAGUGGUUCUGGAAGACCUUGGCAGUGUGUCUCUUGCUUUUGCGUUGUUGUUUGGGUUAAUUUAUGCCUUAAACUUGAGUUACCCUCCCAAACUUAGAUAUACUUUUGAAGUUGUGCAGAAACUCCUUUUGGACCUCGAUGCAAACAAUCUAUCACGCAAAGCUCAGGCUCUGAAAACAAAACUCUUCAUUGAGUUGUAGGGAUGAUCUUUUGAUGAAGCUAUUGAUUUUGGAAGUAUUAAGCCUAUGUGGCAUGAUGCUAAUUACAUGUUGCAGUUUCUGAACAAAUCUUGAGAUUACUGUUAUAUUUUUGCUGACAGAUUUCAGAUUUAAAUAUGAAAGUGUUUUUACUUAACUGUAUGUUAAAUUGUUAAAUGUUUGCAAAUUUGAAAUCUGAUUAUUUUUGCACAAUCAGAAUGGAGCAGACACUGUCAGGCUUUAUAGGUUUACAUGUAAGUUACAGUACAUGUUUAAAUGUUUUUGAACUGUAGUCCU